AUGGAGGACUCAUUAAAUGGAGAUGAGAAAGAUUUCAUUGGCCCCAAACUAAAAGCUGUAUGGAAUCAAGUAUCAAGACCAUUCACAAGCUGUCCUGACCCCGUAGUUUAUGACGAUCUUGAUGAAUAUGACUUCAGCUACCCUUCACGUGGCGUUGCAGUGAUUAUCAACAACGUGACGUUUGAGAACAAGUCGCCCCGGGAAGGUGCCGAUGUUGAUGGAAGUAAUCUGACGCAGGUCUUCAGUCAGUUUGGAUUUACUGACAUAAGAUAUCAUCAAGACUUAACUGCAGCCAGAAUUACAGAUGUUUUCUACAAGAUCUCCAAGGAGAAUUACAAGAAAGCCGAUUGUUUUGUCUGUGCAGUCUCGUCACAUGGAGAUGAAUAUUUCUUCGAUCCAGAUGAAAACAAUCGUAAGAGAAGGGAAGAAUUCAUACUGGGGACAGACUACAGGCCCGUGCUGACUCGCAACAUACUUGAGAUGUUUAAUGACAAGAACUGCCCCACGCUAAAAGGAAAACCGCGGAUAUUUUUUAUACAGGUAUGCUUCUGA
This is a messenger RNA of Gigantopelta aegis, 552 nucleotides long. Its product is annotated as caspase-3-like. The record is from RefSeq and is a predicted model, not a curated record. The coding region runs from base 1 to 552 and encodes 183 amino acids. Lineage: Eukaryota; Metazoa; Mollusca; Gastropoda; Neomphalida; Peltospiridae. Gene Ontology annotation, biological process: proteolysis; apoptotic process. Gene Ontology annotation, cellular component: cytoplasm. The transcript has 4 exons.